GAUUCUGCAAUUCUACGAUUCUGUAAUUCUAUAAUUCUGUGAUUCUAUGAUUCUAUCCAUCGCUGACUGCUCAGCAAUCAGCACCAGGUGAUGCUCAGCAAAGCCCAGCCCCCAGCAGAAGUGCAGUUCUGUGCACGCAGCCCCCCUGAGCCGCUCCACCAGCCCCCACCCCACCCCCAAUUCCCACCCUUCCAUCCCAAUGGAUGUUGUUGGAGUUCAGGCCAGGCUCCGGGCAAAAUCCGCUCUUUCGCUUUCGCUCUGCCUCACCUCCUGCUCCUUGGAUGGGAGGAGAACGGGUCGAGGCCAAAGAGUACAGAUUGGAAGGGGUCAAAGUCACUGCUGACUUGGGAGCAAAUAGAGAAGAGCCAGAAAAGGAGCUGCUGCUUUGCUUGGAGAAAUGAAGCAGGGCGAAACGGAGCCUCGCCGCCCCCACUGCGGGCCGGGAUGGAGAUGGAGGAGCCCAUCUGCCUCGUUGAGAACCACACAGGGCAGGGGCUGGCGGUGCGGCAGGACGCCCUGCAGGUGUUGGCCAACAUCACACAGCCCGUGGUGGUGGUGGCCAUCACCGCGCUGUGCCGCAGCGGCAAAUCCUACCUGAUGAACCGGCUGGCCGGGAGGAGGACGGGUUUCUCCCUGGGCUCCAGCGUGCAGGCGCACACCAAAGGAAUCUGGAUGUGGGAUGCUGAGCUGUCCCGGCCGGCUCCAGGCGCUGGAAGGCAGCAGAGAGCUGAGCUGUGGUUGUUCUGUCCCGCAGGCAGCAGCCCGGAGGCCGAACGCUACGACCUUCUUCGGGAAUGCAUCCGACAGUUCUUCCCUCAACGAAGGUGCUUCGUUUUCAACCUGCCCGCCAGCGUGAGGGAUCUGCAACACUUGGAGGAGCUCCCGGAGCACCGGAUGGAGCCCGAAUUCCUGAGGCAGCUGGAGAAAUUCUGCUGUUACAUCUGGGAGAGCUCUCGGGCCAAAAGCAUCCCUGGAGGCUGCAAAGUAACGGGAAAGAUGCUGGGCACUCUGGCUGUGACCUACGUGGAUGCCAUCCAGAGCGGGGCCGUGCCGUGCCUGGAGAGCGCGGUGACGGCCCUGGCAGAGCUGCACAACUCGGCGGCGGUGCGGGAAGCUGCGGUUCUGUACCAGGAGCUGAUGGAGCAGCGGGCAGAGCUGCCCACGGAGACGGCUGAGGAGCUGCUGGAGCUGCACGAGCAGUGCCAGAGGGAGACGCUGCAGCUCUUUGCAGAACGGGCGAUCACGGCCGACGUCGAGCGCUUCCGUGCGGAGCUUCUGCUGCAGGUGGAGGCAGCCAGACUGCAGUUCUGCAGCCGCAAUGAAGAGGCGUCCCGUGAGAAGUGCACGGCUGCGCUGCAGGAGCUCCGCAGUGAGAUGGAGCAACGCAUCGGUGACGGUGUCUACUUCGUGCCGGGGGGUCACCGGCUGUUCCUUGGGGACCAGCAGGCGCUGGUGGAGCGGUACCGGGCGCUGCCGGGCAAAGGGGUGAAGGCAGAUGCUGUGCUGCAGGAGUUCCUUCGGAACGUGGAGCCUUUGGCCAGGAGCAUCUGCAGCACAGACCGUGCCCUGAUGGAGAAGGAUGAGCGGAUCAAACAUCUGAGAGCCCAGAACGAGAAGGCUGAGCAGGAGAGGGAGGCUGAGAGGAAAAGGGAGGAAAAAAUGCACUGGAUGGAGCAUCGGAUUCGUGGAUAUGAGAUGGCCAAGAAGAAGUGGGAGGCUGAGAGGGAGAGGGAUGCAAGAAAACUGCAUUGGUUGGAGGGUCAGAUUCAUGAAUACAUGAAGGCCAAGCAGGAAUGGGAGGCUGAGAGGGAAAGGGAGGUGGAAAGACUGCAACAGAUGGAGGACCAGAUUUGCAGAUAUGAAGAAGAGCUUCAGCUGAGAAAGAGAUUGGGAGAGGAAGAGGAGGAGAAGAAACCUCCGCUGGGGGGUGGACCCUGCAGAGCUGGAUCUCAGUCACAGGGGAAUGGAAACCCCUUCAUAGCGGUGCUGGGGGCUGUAUUAAUGUUUUUAUUCCGGCUUAUUUUAGAUGAUUCCUGAAUUGAAUUGCUGACUUUGGUGUUUGCUGCAGCACGUGAUGCUGCGCUUUCCUAAUUGGGAGGGAAUGGAGUCUUUUGGGGAGCUGUAAUUGUUGGUUAAUUGGGCAGAGUGCUGACCAUCCAGUGGUGCUCCUUGGCUUUCCUUUGCUCAGGGAUGUCGAUGAUGGCUGUGAAAGGAGUGACCUUCAUCCACGUUUCUGUGCUCUCGGUGUUUCUUUGGGGGUUGUGCUUUGCUUCUGAAAAUGCUGAGCAUAAAAUAAAAGAAAAGAAUGAAAAGCAGAAAACCCCAGUAAAAAC
Messenger RNA from Phasianus colchicus (ring-necked pheasant), 2333 nucleotides. Lineage: Eukaryota; Metazoa; Chordata; Aves; Galliformes; Phasianidae. The record is from RefSeq and is a predicted model, not a curated record.